Messenger RNA from Soboliphyme baturini, 1131 nucleotides. The record is from the annotation of a GenBank genome assembly. NCBI's taxonomy places the organism in Eukaryota, Metazoa, Nematoda, Enoplea, Dioctophymatida, Soboliphymatidae.
AUGUGCGACGAAGAGGUGGCUGCUUUGGUUGUGGACAAUGGCUCUGGUAUGUGUAAGGCAGGCUUUGCAGGAGACGAUGCACCACGUGCCGUUUUCCCAAGUAUCGUCGGACGACCGAGACAUCAGGGCGUUAUGGUGGGAAUGGGCCAGAAAGACAGCUACGUCGGAGACGAGGCACAAAGUAAACGAGGUAUAUUGACUUUGAAAUAUCCUAUAGAGCAUGGAAUUGUGACAAAUUGGGACGAUAUGGAGAAAAUAUGGCAUCACACUUUUUACAACGAGUUGAGAGUAGCUCCGGAGGAGCAUCCAGUGCUUCUCACUGAAGCGCCCCUCAACCCGAAGGCAAAUAGAGAGAAGAUGACGCAAAUUAUGUUCGAGACAUUUAACACCCCGGCAAUGUACGUUGCCAUUCAAGCAGUCUUGUCACUCUAUGCCAGCGGUCGAACGACCGGAGUAGUACUGGACAGUGGGGACGGGGUUACUCAUACAGUACCAAUUUAUGAAGGAUACGCGUUGCCUCACGCUAUCCUGCGUCUUGACUUGGCUGGUCGUGACCUCACGGAUUACCUCAUGAAAAUUCUCACAGAAAGAGGCUAUUCCUUCACGACUACGGCAGAAAGAGAAAUCGUUCGAGACAUUAAGGAGAAAAUGUGCUACGUUGCCUUGGACUUUGAACAGGAAAUGGCAACUGCAGCGUCUAGCAGUUCACUGGAAAAAAGUUACGAAUUGCCCGAUGGCCAGGUCAUAACGAUAGGCAACGAAAGGUUCCGUUGUCCGGAAGCUCUGUUCCAACCGUCGUUCUUGGGUAUGGAAUCUUGUGGUGUGCACGAAACGACUUAUAAUAGCAUAAUGAAAUGUGACAUCGAUAUUCGAAAGGAUUUGUACGCCAACACAGUUCUAUCCGGCGGAAGCACCAUGUUUCCAGGCAUUGCCGACCGUAUGCAAAAAGAGAUCACCGCACUCGCUCCAAGCACUAUGAAGAUUAAGAUUAUUGCUCCACCGGAAAGGAAAUAUUCGGUGUGGAUAGGAGGAUCGAUUCUAGCUUCUCUAUCCACGUUCCAACAGAUGUGGAUAAGCAAACAGGAAUAUGACGAGAGCGGCCCGUCGAUUGUUCAUCGGAAAUGUUUCUAA